Melanotaenia boesemani (Boeseman's rainbowfish) is the source of this 6684-nucleotide messenger RNA. Its product is annotated as roundabout homolog 2-like. The transcript is spliced from 28 exons. Gene Ontology annotation, cellular component: axon; plasma membrane. Gene Ontology annotation, molecular function: protein binding. The record is from RefSeq and is a predicted model, not a curated record. Lineage: Eukaryota; Metazoa; Chordata; Actinopteri; Atheriniformes; Melanotaeniidae. Bases 465 to 4679 code for a protein of 1404 amino acids. Gene Ontology annotation, biological process: cell-cell adhesion; axon guidance.
CUGAGCUGUGCUGCACCGUGCAGCUACUCACCUCUGACUGAAUCCCAUAUCUACCUUUCAUCCUUCAACUUGUCCCGCGCGAGGAUGGAUGCCUUUCACUGCUCUUGGAGCGGGUGAAGUGUCAGGAGGAGGAAUGCGGUCGGACGGCGGAACCGUCAGUAACUGGAAUGCGUUUGGGCGUCGGUGAUUUUUGAAUUGGUGACUGCAAGAACCGCCAACGUGUCGGCGAAUUGACAGACCACAGCUUACUGGUGCGCUCUUGGAGAGGAGGAACGGAGAUGUGAAUACGAACGACUUCCCCUCAUCACCUAAAAUAACAGUUUUAGGUUGUUUUAGUGAACUGACCUCACACAGUGAAUUGUCAUAAAGUGACACAAGUGAAAACGGGACUGAUUAAUUGAUCGCUUAUUUUCUGCUUGAGGAGGAAUUCAUGCGCCGAUAGCUUACGAGGCCAAUAUGCCAGAAUGGGUUCUCUACAGUAUUUAUUUCUUUGUGGACUUCUGUACAGCCAAUCCGAAGGGUCUCGUCUUCGCCAGGAAGAUUCCCCUCCUCGCAUUGUUGAACACCCUUCUGACCUCAUUGUAUCCAAGGGGGAACCAGCAACUCUCAACUGUAAAGCAGAAGGCCGCCCAACCCCAACGGUGGAAUGGUACAAAGAUGGCGAACGUGUUGAGACGGACCGUGAAAAUCCACGCUCCCACCGAAUGCUGCUGCCCAGCGGGUCCCUCUUCUUCCUGCGUAUCGUCCAUGGACGACGGAGCAAGCCAGAUGAUGGCAGCUACGUGUGUGUGGCCCGGAACUAUCUGGGAGAGGCUGUGAGCCGGAACGCAUCUCUGGAAGUCGCAUUGUUACGCGAUGACUUCAAGCAGAACCCACAGGAUGUGGUGGUGGCGGUGGGGGAGACUGCCAAUUUUGAGUGUCAGCCUCCGCGUGGGCAUCCUGACCCCACUACCUUCUGGAGGAAAGAUAAGACUCGUGUUGACCUCAAGGAUGACAGGUUCACGGUUCGAGGGGGAAAGCUGACUAUCUCAAAUACCAAGAAGAGCGAUUCAGGGAUUUUUGUGUGUGUGGCCUCCAACAUGGUUGGAGAGAGAGAAAGUGAAAAAGCUCAGCUCUCAGUGUUUGAAAGACCAGCGUUUGUGCAACGGCCUGUGAACCAGGUGGUUUUAGUUGAUGAGAGCGUAGAUUUUCGGUGUCAGGUCCACGGUGACCCACCACCUGCACUGCGUUGGAAAAAGGAGGAUGUGGAUAUUCCUCGUGGCAGGUAUGACAUCAGAUAUGACAGAGAGGACUUCCUGCUGAGGAUUAAGAAAGCAUCAGUCAGCGAUCAGGGAACCUUCACUUGUAUAGCAGAGAACCGUGUGGGUAAAGCAGAGGCCUCCGCCUACCUGACUAUCAGAGCUCGCCCUAUUGAGGCACCUCAGUUUGUGGUGCGACCCCGAGACCAGAUUGUGGCUCAAGGUCGAACAGCUACCUUUCCCUGUGAGACCAGAGGGAAGCCUCAACCCACUGUCUUCUGGCAAAGAGAGGGCAGCAAGGAUCUUCUAUUCCCCAAUCAGCCAGCACAGGGGGACAGUCGUGUGUCUGUGUCUGUGAAUGGAGAGCUGACCAUCUCGUCUGUGCAACGCUCAGACGCAGGUUAUUAUAUCUGCCAAGCCCUCACCGUGGCAGGCAGCAUCAUGGCCAAAGCCCAGCUUGAGGUAGCAGACGCCUCAAAGGACCGGCCACCUCCUAUCAUCCGACAAGGCCCAUCCAACCAAACGCAGGCACUGGGAGGAGUGUCCCUACUUAGAUGUCAGGCAUCAGGAGACCCAGAGCCUACAAUCACCUGGCGAAAGAAUGGGGCAAAUUUACUUGGAAAGGAUCAACGCUUUUCCUUACUGGAACAUGGAAGUCUUCAGAUCCAGAGUACUAGGCUGUCCGACUCCGGGUUGUACACCUGUGUUGCUACCAGCUCCAGUGGAGAAACAUCAUGGAGUGCCUACUUGGAUGUCAGAGUCUCUUUUGUUUCCUCAGAGUCCACUGACCUCAUGGAUUUUAUGUCCCACAAUACAACUGCCCUCCCAGGGCCACCCUCCAAGCCAGAGGUCACUGAUGUUACCAAGAGCAGCAUCUCAUUGUCAUGGGAACCCGGGCCUGAGCUGGGUUCCCCAGUGUCCUCCUAUGUCAUCGAGGCUUUUGGUCAGUCAGUGAGUAACAGCUGGCAAACAGUGGCCGACCAUGUGAAGACCACCGAGUCUACAGUCAGAGAUCUACGACCCAAUACUGUGUACCUGUUUAUCAUCAGGGCAGUCAAUGCUCAAGGGCUGGGAGACCCAAGUCCAAUGUCUGAGCCUGUCCGAACUCAAGACAUCAGUCCCACAGCUCAGGGAGUGGACCACCGUCGUGUGCAGAAGGAAUUGGGGGAUGUUGUGGUCAACAUGCAUAAUCCUGUAGUCCUUAGCUCCACUUCAGUGCAGGUCACAUGGACUGUGGAGAAUCCAUCCCAGUUUAUUCAAGGCUACCGUGUUUUGUACCGGCAAACUUCAGGGCUGCCCUCACCAGGGCCGUGGCAGAUGCAGGACUUGAGGGUCGCCUCUGAGAGGGACAUAACUCUCUCUGGUUUGAAAAAAGGCAUUGUCUAUGAGAUUAAAGUGCGACCAUUUUUCAACGAGUUCCAGGGUGCAGAUAGUGAAUCCAUGACAGCACGCACCAUGGAAGAAGCACCCAGUGCUCCACCACAGCAAGUGACAGUCUUAACAGUGGGAAGCCAUAACAGCACAUCUAUCAGUGUGUCAUGGGACCCCCCUCCAUCUGACCAACAAAAUGGGAUCAUCCAGGAGUACAAGAUCUGGUGUUUGGCCAACGACACCCGCUUUCAUGUCAAUAAGUCUGUGGAUGCAACCAUCCGUUCAGUGGUGGUCGGGGGUCUCCAGACAGGAGUGCAGUACCGUGUGGAGGUGGCUGCAGGCACCAGUGCAGGGGUGGGGGUUAAGAGUAAACCCCAGCUCAUCAUCUUGGGUGCAGAAUUAAGGGAUAUAAUGACAGGAUCGGAGGGCAACAAUAGCAUCUCCGACGUGGUAAAGCAGCCAGCCUUCAUUGCUGGCUUGGGAGGAGCCUGCUGGAUUGUCCUUAUGGGUUUCAGUGCCUGGCUGUACUGGAGGAGAAAAAAGAGGAAGGGCCUGAGCAACUAUGCAGUUCAGUCCUUCACCUUUACUCGUGCAGUAACAUUCCAAAGAGACAGAGGCCUGAUCAGAAAUGGAAGCCGUCCAGGGUUAUUGAAGGGGGGUGAUCCAGGCCUCCCCUGGUUGGCUGACUCUUGGCCUUCCACAAGCCUUCCAGCUAAUGGAGGCUUAGGGAGUCCGAAGGGCAGCAGCAACUUUGGCCGAGGAGAUGUUUUACCGUCUGCAGCAGUAGAGAAAACGGGCACCAUGCUGUCUGAUGGUGCCAUCUACAGCAGUAUUGACUUCAUGGGGAAAGGAGGAUAUAGCAGCCCAGCGCGAGGCAGUCAGCCCACCCCCUACGCCACCACUCAGAUACUCCAGUCCAACAGCUUCCAUGAGCUGGCUGUGGACAGGCCAGAUCCCCGCUGGAAGGCUUCUCUCCAAGCCCAGCAGGAAAUGGCAAACAUGGGCUACUCACUAACUGACAGACGCCCUGGUAAUGGAGCAAAGGUGGGGAAGAAAAAAAAGUUAAAGGGUGUCACGAAAACAUCCAAAUCAAAUGGGACAUGUUGGGCUAACAUGCCUCUGCCUCCACCACCCAUGCAUCCACUCCCUGGUACCGAGGUUGACCUUGACCGGUACCCCCAGGAAAACCAUGGAGGAGGAUAUGAUAACAGCAGUUGGGCCCCACCCAUAUCCGUCCAGACCUACCGCCACCAGAAUUUGGACAAAAAUGUAGAAGAGGAGAGAGGUCCGACUCCUCCCCUGAGAGGAAGAUCCUCCUCGCCGGCAGCAGCUCCCUUCAGCCAACCUUCAUCCUCCUCUCUCAGUUCUACACACCAUGAGGAAAUGCAAUCCAUUUUGCAGGCCCACUUAGAUGAGCUGACCAGAGCUUACCAAUAUGAAGUAGCAAAGCAGGCAUGGCAUAUGAAGAGCAGUCCAAAUGUGUCCAAUGCCACAAUGGAUUUCAUGUCCACUACACUUGGCUCUGAUUUGGGAGCCACUCUUCUUUCUGAGGAAGAUGAUGAGGAGGAGGAUGAAAGAUAUGCUGUGGUGUCAAAGAAUUUGUGUGGCUUUGAAUACACUCCUGGUCACAGCGUGGAUAACAAGGGCUCAGGCAAAACCUCCCAGCAGUGUCACUCAGAUAGCUUUGACACAUCAGACCAUGGUGCACAGGGCACACAUAGCCUUGGACACAAGAGGGCACCACUUGCUGGCCAUAAACCUCAGACAGGCAAGGUUGGAACUCUUCCCAGACCAAGAGACACCAACACAGACGCCCACACACCGGCUAUGAAGUCCCUUCACGGCAUAAGUUCCCACAUGCACAGCUCGUGGGCAGCUGCAGCCUCAGACCCCUCUGAGGAGUGCAUGGUGACUGUGUCAACGCUAGAGAGGCAGCAUAUGGCUUCCUGGAGUGGCACGACAUCAUCCGGCAUGGCCACCCUGAGUAGGGGUUCCCACAAGAGACCUGGCACAGACCUCUCCCACAAUGGGCAUCCAUCCACUAACGGCACAGAAAACAGGGAACACUAGUCGAAGUGAAGCAUAACUCCCUACAGUUACAAUCUGUCCCUGGACAACUUGUUAAUAAGCGCUAUGAGAUUUUCCAUCCGCAAGAAUAUUGUUCAGAAGAUGGAGAGGACAUAGAAUGAAGGAAGAAACAAAAGGGUGCAAAAUAAAACGCAGAGCUGUAAAUGUCAUGUACAGACACAGACACCACCCUCACUGUGUUAUUUUCAUCCCCUCUUCAAAAGAGUUAAGAAUGCGUUAUAUGUCUGCUUCUGUUUUCUGUCACAUGGUACAAAGGUUCACACUGGAGAUAUGAAGAAGAAACACAACAAAAAGACUCAUUCAAAUUAAAAAAAGGACUUGCAAACUUUGUAAAUAGAUUUUUUUAAAUGUUUCUUUUUCUCUGUUUCCUUUGCUUUGCUAUGCAAGCCAAACCCGAUGUUGUCUCUUUUGUGAUUUAUUAUUGUGAAUCAUUUUUUCAUUAAUGCGCAAACUGUUAGCCUAUUUUGAUGAAGCUACUGUAUUAUUGUAUUUUGCACAGAGCGUUUUGGUGAAAAUAAGCACAAACUCAUUGUCAGCUGAGGUGAGGAGGAGAAUCAUGAUGGCAAAGCAGAAAAAAUGUAUGUUAAACAGAACAGAAUCAUAUAUAUUUGGCUGUGUGGUAAUUGUUUGGGAAAUACUUGCUAUUACUGUUUUCCCUAAAAAAAGGGAAAAAGAAAAAAAUGACUGGUACACGCUUUGAACUAAUAUGCCAAAAAAUAGUUUACAAUAUUUCAUACAUCUUGCUAUGAAACAUAUUAUACGUUACACAAACUAUGGUUCUCAGCAUUUGAUAACCAGCAUUUUUUUUUAUGGUAACAAAGCAACACAUUAAUUGUGAUAUCCAAAGCAAAGUAUUAAAACAAUAGUAAUUUCUCUGCCAUUUUACAAAAGAAUAUACAAAUGAAUUAUAUAUCUCUUUCUUUUCCAGUUACAUCCAGUGACAUGAUAAAGGUGCAAUAUUCAAAAGAUAAUAUGACAGUGAAAGGAAAUGAGAAGGAGCAGAGAAAGAUGCAUUAAAGUGACCUAAAUUCACAUGCAGACACACAAAAAAGGUGCAACCUAUAAGACAAAAACGUGUUGAUAAACAAAAACAAUAUCAUACUGUAUUGAUUUAUUGCAACAUUGCUGAAUGGUUAUGAGUUUACACUGUCAUCAUACAAAAAAUGUAUAGACUUCAUUGGCAGCCAACUUAAAAGAUCUUUUACAACUUUAAAAAUGCAGCAGAUUAGGAUUUCCUACCUGUAAGAUGCAAUCUUUUCACACCUGUUUGCUUGAUCAUUUUUGUUGUAACAGCGCACCCUUUGAAGAAUCUUUACGUGACAGAUUGGCUUGCCCUCAGGAAUCCACAGCCACAUACCGUCGGGGCAUUUUUUUCAAUCCUUUGAUGCAAAAUAAAAAUGUGUGUGAAAAUGAACCAGAUUUCUCCUCAUAAUACCUGUGUCUGAAACACUCUUUGUAUAUACACUGAAUGGAGCUGCCUAUAAGAAUUAUUUGAGUUUUAGAGAACUGAAAUUACAAAGCCAGCUUUUGCAUACAUGUAAUUGACUGACAGUGAAAACACUUCAAGCUCAAAGGAAUGCAGGUAGUAUUUUUUUUCUUUUUUUUCAUUGGCAGAUAAAAUGUAUUUAUUUUGUGUGGGAAUGUUAAUAUCAUUUAAGUACUGAAAAAGUUUACAUCAAUUACAAUGUUAUUUGCCAGCAGAAUGCAACAUGUGUGUUCCCAAGACAAGAAGAUCCCUUCAUUAUUGAUUUGGUAAAUUUGCUAUGUUAAGAUAACUUUAUGAAUCCAGUUUUACCUAAUUUUGACAAACAUUAAUGCUUUAAUUACAUUUUAUAAGGUGUGUCCACAAAACCACAUUGUUUUUGGGAUACUUUAAAUUUGGACAUGGCACAUCUAAGCAUUCAUGCAAAUGUGAAAACGGUACAUCCCUUUUAAGAACUGAGCAACACACUGCAAAAUAUAUGGUAGUAUUCUUUUUAAAGUGUAA